GCCUAUGGAGACGGGAUUUUUUUUUUUUUUAGCUUAUAUCAACAGAAUCGAACUUUUCUUUGUAAAACGACAUGAAUAAUUACAAGAAAAGUUACAAACAAGUUAGGUUAUCGUAUUUAUAUUAGAAUUGUUGACUAUUCCUUGUAAGAAGUGCUAAAUUCUGUUGUCUUGAUGUGUUAUUAUAAAGACAGCCUGAUCGAGGUUUAAAUAUGACCAAUGUGCCACGUAAGGGGAGUGCGGAAAGAUCCAUACCACACACCCGUAUCAAUGAAGAUGAUGGGUUAAAAGAAAAAUAUGAGAUUGGUAGGAAACUGGGAGAAGGUAGUUUUGGUAAAGUUUACAGUGCAAUGAGUAGAGCAACUGGUAAAGCCUGGGCUAUAAAAAGUGUAAAUAAGGAAAAGGCUGGCAGCAAUGGGUUAAAGUUAUUAGAACGAGAAGUAGCUAUUUUAAAAAGAGUAAAACAUCCAAAUAUAAUACAGCUUAAUGAAGUCAUUGAGUCAAACCAGAAAAUGUAUUUGGUGACCGAAAUAUGUGACGGAGGAGAAUUAAAUGAUGUCUUAAAGCAAUCUUUAUUUAAAGAAUCAGAGACUAAAAUCAUAAUGACAAAAUUAGCCAGUGCAAUUUCUUAUUUACAUAAGCAUGACAUAGUACAUCGAGAUUUAAAGUUAGAAAAUAUUUUAUUAAGUCAAAAUCCUGAUGACCCAGAAGACAAAUUGCAUAUAAAGGUUACAGAUUUUGGUUUAUCUGUAGUUAAAGAUGGUGUUGGACAUGAUAAUAUGAUGCAGGAUGUCUGUGGUACUCCUAUUUAUAUGGCACCAGAAAUAAUAGAUAAUAAAACAUAUAGUCAGAUGUGUGAUGUAUGGGCUAUGGGUGUUAUUAUGUAUAUGUUAUUAUGUGGUUGUCCACCGUUUAAUGCAGCAGAUGAAGAAGGGUUAUAUGAAAUGAUCAAGAAAGCAGAAGUAAAGUUUGAAGAAUCUGCAUGGAAGGACAUAUCAGGCGAAGCAAAGAACUGUAUAGAGAGAAUGUUACGUUGUGAUCCUGCUCACAGAAUAACUGCUGGUGAAGUUCUUGAUCAUUCCUGGAUAACGGGAGAAUCACAUGACAAUUCACGUCCAACGAAUGUUCUUGAAAUGAUGCGAAUGUUCCGUGAAGAGGAGGAUACCACAGAUAAUUUAGUCAAUGGUGGGAUUGAAGUUAAAUUGGACAGUGAACACAAUGAUGAAGAUGUAACUGAAAAUGGCACAAGUUCAUCUCAAACUAAAGAUACAACAAAUCGUAAAGGAUCAGGUGUCAAAAAGGCAUCUUCUACUUUAGCUUCUUCUUCAUCUACAAAUACUUCAAUGAAAACCAAACAUUCCACUGGAAGUUCAAAUUCAACUGGUGCAUCCAAGAUCAGCACUGGAUCUAAAUUACAUUCAAAUAAUGUUAAACAUUCUGUUAAUACAAAAACUAAGCCUACUGUGGAUACAAAAACUAAGCCUACUGUGGCUCAUAAAACAAAGAAAAAAUGAAGUAUAGUGAAGUUUAGCAAUAACAAGAUAGAAAAACCAAGAUCUGUAGAGGACUCGGUCUCAUAAGGAAAUAAAGGAAUUGUGCCAGACACCCCAAAAAAACUCAUUUGGACGGAAAUGAGUGUGCUGAACUUUUUUCUUUUUUUUUUCCAUAAAAAUAUAUGUGUUUAACAAAUAUUCUUUGAAGUCUGGCAUUAGUUUAAUAUUUAAUUCUAAUAUUUAAUUGAAAUGUUGCAAUCUGAUUAGAUAACAAAUCAAAUGCUUUUUGGUUUCGCCAUAUAUAACCAUGCUCGACUCAAGAACCAAGACAGCUUUUUCUAAUAUAGACAUUAUCCAAUUACAUUGCCUGUUCAGUUGUAAAUUUGGGAGAUACUAAACUAUAUUGGCUAAUUGAAUAUUCCAAGUCACAGGGUCAGUAUUUACCCAAUUGACUACUUCAGAUAUACAUUUAUAAUAAAAUUUAAAAUGAAAGAAAAAAGAAUUUUGAAGUUUUUUAUUUUUUUGUAUGAUCAGAUUGUGACAUGUUAAUGAUUGACAAGUAAUAGAGGAAAAAUUGAUGUAAGUGCUGUGUGAAUUAGUUUUAUUUCUUCAACUUGUAUUUAUAGUUUUAAUUGGAUUUGUUUAUUGUUAGGUAUAUAUAAUGAUAGUUUCCGUCUAUAUAUAUAUAUAUUUGUAUGUAUGAACCAUUUCUUCUAGCAAAACUUAUCAAUGAACUUUCCUCGCAUGUUGUAUAUAUCAUGUACAUUCCUUAGACAUAGAGAGGUGAAAUGAAAUGUAAUGGGGUUUAACCUAGACAUAUAGAGGUUUGAUGUUGGUAUGAUGUAAUCACUGUGAUAGACUGCUUACAAACUAUUUAAAAAGAACAUUUAUAUUUAAUGAAACUGUGUGUACUUCGUAUUAUAUUUAUUAUUAACUUAUAAAUCUAACCUAUUUAUUGUAAUAGAAAUUCAGAAUAAAUUGUAUUUAAAGUCGACUUCGCAUAUAACGGACACCUCGGGACCGGAAGAAAUCGUCGGUUAUGAACGGUGUCCGUUAUACAAAAAACGUAUUAAGAAGACUUUUGAAAUUUUCUUGAGGAAGAAGACUAAAAUUUACUUUUGAACAAAUUGAAAUCUCAAAAUUUCCGUUUUUAUUCAGGAUUUCCGUGUGUGUGUGUGGAAUCGCUGUUGUUCCUGGGCUAAAUUUUCCCAGAAAAAUGUUUCCCAUAAAAUCAGUAUGGAUAUUUUCUGGGAAAAGUAUUCCAGUCACCGAUAAUAAAAUCAGUAAUAUCAUCAUUUUGUUCUGCUUAUUCGAGAGUCCGUUAUAAAAAUGGACUUUAACAGGGACCGAUGAAAAUCGUCUGUUAUAAACGAUUGUCAGUUACACAGUGUCCGCAUUAAAUGACUUUGAAAAUAAGAAAAUUCUAUUACAAAAAUCAGGACCAAACUGUUGUGUCCGUUAUAAGCGAUUGUUCGUUAUAUGUGGAGUCUACUGUAUUCCUUUCCAAGACGACCUAUGCUACACUUUCACAUUUAUGACUCAACACAACUUAACAAUGACUCGAUUAUUUAGUUAUUUUCAGUUCAAAAGAAAUCUGGAAAUAAAAAAUGUUUUCUACCAAUCACGUCAAGUGAGUGCUGAACUGACAAUAUGAUAUUAAUUUAAAUGUGAUUAAAACGACUCUAUAAUGAAACUGAACUGUUUUAUGCUGAAUUCUAUGUAUGAAUAAGACGUACAUAUAUUUCUAUUAAAUUUUGUUAUACAGUACUGCUGAAAUUUUUAAUUUUUUUUUAUUUUAUCCAUCCAUAUUACAUAAUUAUAUACCGUACUGCUGCUGAAAUGUCCAAUUCUUCCACUCAAAAUUGAAUUUUUUUUUUAUUUUCUGACCAUAUUUUAUCGGCAUUAUAAUCAGUAUUCUUGGAAAAACUCUUGAUCUGUCUCCGUCCAUAUAAUUAUAAUUUAUUUAAUUAGUUCUAUUAAUAAAAAUAUAUAUACUGCUGAUUUGUUUUUUUUGGUUUUUUUGUUAUGGGAUGUUUUUGUAUAUAGUAUAACUAAUUAUUGUGAUAUAUUUAUUGUAUGCAAUCUAAUUAUUUUGACAUAUCUAUAUUUGUUAUUCUUAUUUAUAAUAAAAAGAUUUAAUUUAAGACCUCCAUCGUAAGAAUAAUAUUUGUAAAAUCAAACUGGGAAACUCAUCCUGAAGUCUAUAUUUUUUGUCUGGCAUCUACAGAUGUAAAUCUUAAAAGAUCUAAGAGUUAGUUCCCUUGGAUAGUUAUCAUUUUCUUGUUUUUUUUCUGGCAUGAAACUAACUGGACUGAUUGACUCACAAAUAGGCCUAUAUUCACUUGAAUGAGUCAAAAUAAAUAGUUUCACAUGUUAAUUUUGUAAUGUAUUAAUAAUACUGAGGUUUUUUUUUUUAAGCAAAGAUAGCAUGAAAAGAUUAUCUGCCAUCCCAACAUUUUUUAUAUUUCAUUGUUAAAGAGGCAAUGUGGCAAGUCCAAUAAAAUCUUUCAUUAUUUAAAGGAGCUAAAACCUCUGAUAGGUAAAUAUAAAGUGUUGAAUUGCGAUGAUUUGACAUGUUAUUUUAAUAGUGUGAAGUUCCGCUACAAGGUCCUCCCUACUAAAAAAACUAUACAUUUUUGGAAAGCUUAUAACACCAGGAACACAAAUCCAGAGUGUUCCAAGCAAAAUAUUUGCAAUAACUCAAUUUAGGGGAAGAUGAUGAUUGUCACGUAAAUUAAUGCUAUAUUUAUACUAAUAAUGGUGAAGUUGACAUCAAAGUAAAUAUUGGCGAAAACAUCCGAUGCCUUCAUAAUAUGCACAGAAUAUGCUAUUGGUUAAAUUUUGAUUUAAAGCAAAAUGCAGAAAACAAUGGACAGGGGAACAUACGGUGUUUUGGAAAUCCAUUUACGGUAAAAGGAGUUAUCCCCAUUAUAGAAAAUAUCAAUAAUUAUUGAUAACAGUAUUUUGUUUAAAGAAUUUGUUCGAUAAACUGUUACUGAAUAGGAUUUAACUACAGACAAGGGCCUAUAAAAGUUCAAUCUUUUUUCAGAUAAGAUUUGAGGCUAAAGCUCUAACAAAUAUUUAAACUGAAACAUAGCAUCUACAGAUAUUUAGUUUGCUCACUGAAAUAGAUAUGACCAAAACUAAAUAAUGCUGUACUGGGAGUGACAACGUUGUAAUGGAGAGAAAAGAAAUCAAAUUAAGUUUAAUGUCUUACUGUUCUGCGCUAACCCGUAUAAUUAAGAUGAGCAUACGCCAUACAUUAUAGUUUGGGAGGGGAAGGGGGUGGGAGAGGGCAUUCUCUACGUGUACAGCUAGUAUUUUCUUGCUUUCCAUGCAAGUGUCAUCAUUGUGCAAGUGGGGCAUGGAUACUCAGUAAGGGGCUGGCUCACUUACUGUCUGUCCACCCGCCCGUCACACUUUUUGGGACACAAUAACUCUUCUAAUUGAGCUAGAAUUUUCAAAAUUGGUGUAGGUUAAUGCUUUGGGACACAAUAACUCUUCUAAUUGAGCUAGAAUUUUCAAAAUUGGUGUAGGUUAAUGCUUUGAUGGAGUUCGAAGGUGGUCAUUUUCUGCUUAAGUUAAGCUAAGCAGAGAUAAGCAAUUUGAUUGGUUGGUGCUUUGGGACACAAUAACUUUAGUUCUAAUUAAGUGAGAGUGAUCACAUCAACACCUUGACUAAGUUCGAUAAUGAACAUUUUCUGCUGAGGGUAAGCAGAGCGAUAAGCAAUUUGAUUGGUCGAGACGUUGAACACAAUAUUGUCUGUUUACGGUAAGCAGAGAAGUAAUUUGAUUGGUUGAUUCUUUGGGACACACUAACUUUGGUUAUAAUUAAGUGAGAGCUAUGAAACUCCGAGUAUAGAUUCAUUAUAUUAUUACCUUGACUAAAUUUGACGAGACUUCUCUGCUUAGGCUAAGGAGCGGUAAGCAGUUUGAUUGGUCAAGACUUUGGAACGUAACAACUCUACUUUUAAUUGAGGUAGAAUGUUCAAACUUGAUGUUCAUUAGGUGAAUAUCUAAUAGAGAGUGAUGAAACUUAAUGUAUAGCUGAUAAGCAGUUUGAUUGCUCGAUACUUUUGAAAAAGAUAUGUUCAAUUAAUUAUUAUCUGUCAUCUAUUUAUUUCGGGAUUUCGGCGGGGGACAUCAGCCUCACUGUUGGCUUGUUUUAUUCUCUUCAUUACAAUUGCCACUCAGUAUUAUUAUUUAGGCUUUGCCAUAUAUCUAUUUUAGUGAGAAGAUUAUAUAUUUAUAGAUGCUUUGUUUCAAUUCAAAUAUCUGUUAGGAAUUUAGUCUUAAAUCUAAUCCGAACUAAAGGUUUACAGAUAUAUUAGUAGAAAUACUGUUUUGGGAGAACUUAUAUCCCCCCCCCCCACCGGAAUCGACGAACAGUUCAUUUUUCAGGCAAUGUAUUUCAGUGUUUCGGGCACAAACAUCAGAGAAUGGAGAAUGCGACCAUAUAUCAUGCGACCAUAUAUAAUUGUGUAAUUAAUUAAAAAUAAACAAUCAUCACAGCUUUGUGGAAAAUUUGUUUUAGUUAAUGAUUGAUUCAUUCAGAUAAUUCGGGUGACAAAGGAAAUUGUCGCGUAAAUAGGCUCAGAUCCCGAUUCAGUUUGUUUAAUCAAAUAUAGUUUAAACUAUUGUUUUCCCUCCAGUCCGAACGACUGGGCAUUGUUCUCCCAGCCCCCCCCCCCCCCGUAGUAAAUGUGGAAAUGAAACAAAAGACUGUUAAAGAAACCGAAUGUUUAUAAAUGUAGUGACAGCGAUGAAGAUAACGACUAACUUUGAUGACAUUUAAAGUGAAGAGUAACUGCGUAAUUUUAAUUUUCAAUGAUUGUUUUAUUGCAAUAAAUAAUUAAUUAGUUUUUGUCUUAUAUCUAUAUUUGUUUGCAAAUUACAAAAUUAUAGAUACGGUUUCAGUUUAACUGUUUGUAAUAUGGCCUUAAAUAUCUGCCUGUAGUAAAAAUAAUGUAGGGUCUAAUUGAAAGGGUAUGUGGGUGUGGGUUUAUAUUUUAGUGGAAAAAAAUCACGUGGUUUCAAUGCAAUUUACAAAACUAGAACAGAUUCUGGUCUCCAUUAUUUCAUUACCAUAUCUCCUUGCUCAUCCAACUAGGCGCUCCGCCCAUAAUUUCUGGGUAAACACCCGCUCACCAACCCUUGCAGGCCCCUGGGACCCCAUUCAUGAUAUAAGUAGAUCUGUAUGAAUAUGGCAGCAUGAAAUAAUAAAAAAAACAACAAAAAAAAAAAAA
Molecule: messenger RNA, 6736 nt
Organism: Patella vulgata (common limpet)
Lineage: Eukaryota; Metazoa; Mollusca; Gastropoda; Patellidae
Product: serine/threonine-protein kinase 33
Exons: 12
Coding region: 210-1511 (433 amino acids)
Biological process (GO): protein phosphorylation
Molecular function (GO): ATP binding; protein kinase activity
Source: RefSeq, a predicted model, not a curated record